AUGGCCGAACACGCUGCAGCGGUGCGGAGAAAUGACGCUAGCUCUCAAGUUGCGGCUCAUUCGACGGGUUCCGGCCACACAUUCAAAUUUGACGAGGCCGAAAUUCUCGCAAGAGGUGACAACCGCGUGAGCCGGGAGCUGCAUGAGUCAUGGUUUACUGGCCCCCAGCCCAUUAACAAGUGCAAUGAUCUUCCCCUUCCAUACUCAGCGCUGAGACUUCGCCUAGGCGGAGUAAUUGGCCACGCGGGGAGAGCACAGGUGAACACUCUUCCCAACACCCGGGUCAGCGCGUCAGAUGGUCGAGCAAUCAUUACACCAACAUCCAACGCACGUGAUGAAAUUGCAGCAAUUAACGACGCGAAUGUCGGCCAUCACGCCACGUGCAACGAUCCCUGAUGAAGCGGGGGGGGGGAGGGGAGCCGUGAAUAUUCAUAGGUAUGCGGUAGCAUGGCUACUGCAUCCUAUAAAUACUGCAGCCCCAUAUGCAUGAACCACCCUCUGCUUUUGUUUCUGAUGAUGGAUUCGGGCAGGAAUCCGAAACGUCUGCACGACAAGCAGGCAGACUAGGUGCACAUAGUCAAUUCGGAAGUAGGUGACCGGACCAACGGAUAAAUCUUCAAAUGACGAUCUUUCAGUGUUAUCUUCAUUCUGAAUUGUUUGGCCGGUGGUAGACACUAUGCUGGUGGAAGUACUUGUGCUGUCAGUGUCAGAACUUCUAAACGAAAAAUAUGCUAAAUAACAGACACAGUGUGGUAAAUAAAGAGAAAAAUUUUAAUUCCGCUCAGCAAUAGCCCUGCCCGUCCAACCCUCCUUACACGCGAUACAUCCUUCCAAUCCAAUAAUUUCACCUGAGUGCCGACAGAAGUGUCAUGAAAUCAUUUUCACCACUCAACUUUACACUAUAAAAAACUGAAAGACAGACAAAAUUUCAAGGUUCUUUGGUAUGCAAGUAAUGUUGCCCUCCUCUAGGCCACCACAUUCUUUUUCGAAUUAUAUUUUUCUCAACCUAAUGUUCCCACUCGUGCCACUCACGUAAUAUAGCUUUUUUGAGACGGAUUCUGGCUCGUGGACAACCUGAUCUUUUUCCUGCCUAUCAGUAUUCUCAUAAUAAAGCCUAAUGCCUAUUAAUCGUGUCCUUAUUUUGUAGAAUUUUAAAUCUUUCCUGCAUUUCAAGUCCAUUCAUAACAAGAUAUCGCAAGGCAAGAAUGUGAAUCCGUAAUGCCAUGGUCUUCCGAAAAGAUGUCAAGCACAGGGACCGUCUAUUCAUUCUCUGAAUAUGAAGAUAGGCUCUCUGCUUUGUCGAUUCCUUUUCAAACAAGUUCGCUCCCAUGUAUCGAUCGUUGGCGGUGUGAGUUAAAUCAAAUUCUAUCGAUUUUAAUAAAGUUUAAAAUCAAACAGCGGUCAGAAAUCAAAGCUCGCCGGCUCCUGAUUCUGGGCGGAACUCAAAAAACUGCAACUGUCAAAUGGUAGGUGUCCGCCGACUUUCAACCUGAUUCCCUUAUUUUUGGCGGUAUAUCUUUCUUAGCGUCAUGAGUUCGUUUCAAAUAAUGCAGCAGGAGGUGAUAGUUGACUCAGCUCGCAGGCGAAUAUCGAUUGGGAACAAAGUAGUUUAGAUGUGAUUCGAUCGAUUUUAUGGAAGUGCUAAGUUUGCCGACGCUGUAAGAUCAGUUUCUAAAUCUACUUGCCACUCCACGAAACUAAAAGUCGCUAAAGUCUCCGAAGGGUAAACUUCGACAGUUUUCUUUCUUGCUUUUUGCUUCCAUUUAAACUCUUAACAGACAUUUUCACCUUUUUAGCGUGAAGUCAUCAGUAUACAUGCCGGUCAGGGCGGAGUGCAGAUUGGCAAUGCCUGCUGGGAACUCUACUGUCUGGAGCACGGAAUUCAGCCUGAUGGGCAAAUGCCCAGUGAUAAAACCGUUGGAGGUGGAGACGACUCCUUUCAGACCUUCUUCAGUGAAACCGGUGCUGGCAAACACGUCCCCAGAGCAGUGUUGAUGGAUCUUGAGCCAACAGUAGUGGGUGAGUAUGAAGUCCGUCCACUCUAAUUGAAAGCGCUGACACGACCAUUUUUCCUAACAUCAGAAUAUGCUUUAGGGAACAUAUAGUGGGAAGGUCUGUUAGACUAUUUCUUUGUAGUGUCUCAACUAAGUUGUUCAAAAUAAAUGAAGUAAACAAGGGUGGCAGGUCUGCCUACUGUGAAACACCCUUACAAAUGCGCUUUCUUUGUUCACCGAGUACACCUAAGAUGCAUUGUUGGGAGAAUGAACGAGGCCUUGAUAUCCUCGAUUUUUGGAGCACGUUCAAAGCAUCUCGAGAUGUGAAACGAGAGAUGUAACAACAGCAAUAUAAAAAAGAGUGAACUGAUUUGAUAAAAUUGAGGAGAAUGUCGAAAGCGUCGUUAUUUUUACUGCUCCAAUAACGGGCCGCCAAAUUGUCAGUCUCACAGAGGACAUAGCAAAAAGUUUUCAAGUGGCAAAACCAGCGAAAAUAGACUACACGAAUAACUUUGUAUUUUGAUCGUAGAUGAAGUCAGAACUGGAACAUAUCGACAGCUUUUUCAUCCGGAACAACUCAUCAGUGGAAAAGAGGAUGCCGCAAACAAUUAUGCUCGUGGUCACUAUACGAUCGGCAAAGAAAUGAUAGAUCUUGUCUUGGACAGAAUCCGAAAACUGGCUGACCAGUGCACCGGUAUGCAAGGCUUCGUCAUCUUUCACUCCUUUGGUGGGGGAACAGGCUCCGGUUUCACCUCACUCAUGAUGGAACGUCUCAGUGUGGACUACGGAAAGAAGUCUAAACUCGAGUUUGCAAUCUAUCCAGCACCACAGAUCUCAACGGCCGUUGUCGAGCCUUACAACGCCAUACUUUGCACGCACUCCACUCUGGAACAUUCGGACUGUGCUUUCAUGAUCGACAAUGAGGCCAUUUACGACGUGUGCCGGUGAGAGUCUGUUCUUAGUUUUCUCUAACAGCUGCUAGUUGGAUAGAAAAAAUACUUAUUCACCAAGUUUCUAGGUGCCACUGUCUUAGUCACCAAGGGCAUUAACGCCUACAUACCUUUCGAUACUGUAGUGUCCGAGGUUGCUCCUAACUUAGGUGCUAAUUCCUGAACUAGAACUCAUUAAGGGACCGAUAAAGGAUUUUAUUUAGUUUAUUAGUCGCCUGACAACCUUUUUUCGUUUGACGCCGACUUGAAAUAUAAAGGUUGUGGAUAUUAAUUAAUGUCGGCAAGGUAUAGAAUGCUCAGCGAUAAAUUAAUUAUGUAAAUUUAAAGCGAUAUUUCCCCGGUAUGAAUUUGAAUAAAGCAAAUACAGCGGAAUUUAUUGGAACCAACAGAUUUCGAUAUAGCUUAUUAACUGCAACCUGUCGACCGAGAUAACAAAUGAUAAAGAUACAGAGAUUUGAACUUCCACAGAGAAAAUCAGUACAAAACAGCAAGGUCAUCGUUUACUACACGCAGACUAAUCAAUAAAAAUGGUAACUUAAAAGCUCAACGUAGGAAAGGAAAUGAGAAAGUUAGCACCCAGAGGUGUGCAAAUCAGUGGGCAAUAGUUUGCUGCACAUAGAUUUAUUAAUGAAGAUGGUAACCUAAAGAAGCAAUUAAGGAAAGGAAAAAUGGCGAAUGUAACAUGCAAAAGAGGGUGGGUAGAUAUAGGGACUGAGGUUAACCUCAGUUGUCAAUUGACUUCGUGGUCUAACUGUUUGCAUAGAUCGGGUUUCUCCCGCCGAAUCGUCAUCUACUCUAAGGUCUUAGUGGACAAUCGUGCUGGUUUUGUCUACAACUGCAGUUGAGAAGCGUAGGCCUGAUUUUAAAAUGCCCGCCGAUAAGGUGUUUCAUUCACAACAAGACGACAACAGUCUAAAAAGACGACGUUUCAUCAAAACAUAUAGUGUCUCCUGACACCCAUUUUCCAGGUGUCAUCGGUCAGAUGGCAUUGUAAGUCCCUUCUACCGUUCUGCAGUAGCACUUGAUACAACACUCGCCACUUGGCACUUUAGCAGGAUAGUUCAUGGAGGUGGGAGCAUUUAUAUUCGGUAGCAUCAGGUCAAUAAGUACAAAUUCGUCCUAGUACCCGAGAGAGCGAUCCGCUGUGUUCACGAAAUCUCGUGUAAGCUCUGGAUCUGUCCACAUCCCUUUCUGGCCGCGGUAUGUCGUUCCCGGGUGAGGCAAAGUCAGUCAUCAUCAGAUUGCGCAAUUUCCUGUCUCUCUUCUCGAUACUUACCCUUUAGUAGUCUUGCGAUCUUGAUGGUUCGCGCAGGUGGUGCUUUAAAGAAUGACUGGUUAUUAUUCAGGCAACGAAUGAAAUUUUUGGAGUGCCGACUAACUAGUCGGGAUCCAUAAAGAUCCUCCACUUAAAUGCGAAUAGUAAUCUGCAUAGAAAUGUACGCCUUAACCUGAUGACAACGGCUUUGAAGUGAACAUAAAAUAACUGGCCGAAUUUUGGUAAACAGAAUAUAUUUUCUGUGUUCCUUGCAAAAUUCAUUUUUAUCCCAUUUGUCCAUAAACAUACUUGACACCUGGGCAAUUACAUUUCUGAGUUAUAUUUGAUUUUCGUGUUCAAACUCAGUCCAUUUUAACUUUAGACGCAAUUUAGACAUCGAGAGGCCAACAUACACAAAUCUCAAUCGACUCGUCGCCCAGAUCAUUAGUUCAAUCACUGCCUCUCUACGCUUCGAUGGCGCUCUCAACGUCGAUCUCACGGAAUUUCAAACAAAUCUUGUGCCCUACCCUCGUAUCCACUUCCCUCUCUCCACGUAUGCACCCACAGUGUCAGCAGAGAAGGCCUAUCAUGAACUACUGAGUGUCGCUGAACUCACCAAUGCCUGUUUCGAACCAGCCAAUCAGAUGGUCAAGUGUGAUCCGCGACACGGAAAAUAUAUGGCCUGUUGCAUGCUAUAUAGAGGCGAUAUAACGCCCAAGGACGUCAAUGCAUCCAUCGCCACAAUCAAAUCUAAGAGGACUAUCCAGUUCGUCGACUGGUGUCCAACCGGCUUCAAGGUCGGUAUCAACUAUCAACCGCCCACCGUAGUACCCGGUGGCGACUUGGCGAAGGUGCAGCGAGCACUGUGCAUGAUUAGUAAUACGACAGCCAUUGCAGAGGCCUGGGCUCGACUAGACCAUAAGUUUGACCUGAUGUAUGCUAAGCGCUGUUUCGUCCACUGGUAUGUCGGCGAGGGAAUGGAGGAGGGCGAAUUCUCUGAGGCACGAGAGGAUAUUGCCGCCCUGGAGAAGGAUUAUGAGGAAGUUGGUGCAGACACCGUGGAAGCCGAGGGCGAAGAGGAGGGUGAAGAGUACUAA
Molecule: messenger RNA, 5296 nt
Organism: Spirometra erinaceieuropaei
Lineage: Eukaryota; Metazoa; Platyhelminthes; Cestoda; Diphyllobothriidea; Diphyllobothriidae
Source: the annotation of a GenBank genome assembly